Molecule: messenger RNA, 3590 nt
Organism: Solenopsis invicta (red fire ant)
Lineage: Eukaryota; Metazoa; Arthropoda; Insecta; Hymenoptera; Formicidae
Product: spliceosome-associated protein CWC27 homolog
Exons: 7
Coding region: 183-1712 (509 amino acids)
Biological process (GO): protein peptidyl-prolyl isomerization; protein folding
Cellular component (GO): catalytic step 2 spliceosome
Molecular function (GO): peptidyl-prolyl cis-trans isomerase activity
Source: RefSeq, a predicted model, not a curated record
CGACAUUGUUUUAAAAUAGUGUCAAUCACAGCUGAUUGGAAACAUCCGCCAUCUACUGGUAACUUGAAUAGUUACGGAUGUUUAUAUUGAACCCAGUCGAUCCGCUCCAGUCCGCUCGUCUUUAUGCGUGUUUAUGCUUCUCUGAGAGCAGUUGUAAUCAGUUGUAAUAAGAGGUUAUAAAUAUGAGUAAUAUUUACAUACAAGAACCGCCUACAACGGGCAAAGUGGUAAUGAAAACAACGGUUGGUGAUAUAGAUCUGGAAUUAUGGACCAAAGAAGCCCCCAAGGCUUGCAAAAAUUUUAUACAGCUUUGCAUGGAGGGUUAUUAUAAUGGUACAAUAUUUCAUAGAAUUGUAAAAGGCUUCAUAGCACAAGGUGGAGAUCCAACGGGAACAGGAGAAGGUGGUGAGAGCAUUUAUGGGCAUCCCUUUAAGGAUGAAUUUCACACGAGAUUACGUUUUUGUCGGAGAGGAUUGCUUGCUAUGGCCAACGCUGGCAAAGAUGACAAUGGUUCCCAAUUUUUCUUUACGCUCGGUGCAACACCCGAAUUACAAAAUAAGCAUACUAUAUUUGGUAAAGUCACUGGUGAAACAAUUUACAAUAUGCUCAAAUUGGAAGAUGCACUUGUAGAUCAAAAUGACAGACCUCAGUAUCCACAAAAAAUUUUAAAAACAGAGGUUUUAAGUAAUCCAUUUCAAGAUAUUGUUCCAAGAGUAGUAUCUGAAAAGAAAGAGGACAACAAAGAAAAGAAGAAGAACAAAAAGGCUGGUGUAAAGAAUUUCAAGUUACUAUCAUUUGGGGAAGAAGCUGAGGAAGAUGAAGAGGAGUCGUCAGUUUUAAAUAAACAAUAUAGUGGCAAAGGAAAAUCAGCGCAUGACUGUUUAUCUGAUCCAAAGUUAAGCUCGCAACCUGUGGUCGAACCUGCUGGACCACCAAGUAAAAAAAUCAAAGAGGAUCGCAGUAGCGAUUGGGAGAGUGAUGAUGAAACACGAACCCCAGAAGAAUUGGCUGCUUUAAAAGAAGAAAAAGAAGCUAUGAAAGAGAGAAUCAAGAAUAAGUUGAAGGAUUCUAAAAUAAUUUCCCAAUCAAAAUUGAAAACCGAGAAUGAUAAAAUCAAAGAUGAAAAUAUAAACGAAGAUGAUGAGGAAUUUUCUUUGGAAAACUAUCGACAUGAAGAACGGAAGGAAAAAGCCGAAGCAAUAAGGAAAGAAAUACGCGAUUUAAAGCGCAGCAUACAAAACGAGAAGAAAGCGAAGGAGGUAGAUCAGAAGCAACAAAUUGAGAAGAAAGAAAGUAAGUCUGAAGUAAUGAAAGAAUAUAUAGAAGCACAAGAAAAAUAUAAAAAAGCGAAGGAAAAGUUGCCUAAGAAGGGCAAAACGCGCGAAGAUUUCACAAUGGAGCUGUUCAAUCAAUUCAAAAAUAAACUUGCAAACGCUAAGGAACACACGAAAGAUGCCACGAGUUUCGAUAAGAAAAUUUCGAACGACACUGAGGAGGACGAUCCCCAUGAUGAAUCUUGGUUGGCACAUGCUUUGCAUUGUGAGGAGAAAGCACCAGUGCUCGCUAAGGACGCCAGCACAAAAGACGAUGAUUGGUUCGAGAUUUACGAUCCUCGGAAUCCGUUGAAUAAACGACGAAGAGGAGAGAAAUCUCAAAGGUCUAAGGAUGACAAAGGUGGUAGGAGUUAUUCUCGGCACAAAAAUGAUUUAUAAUUAUUAUGUAAUAUAACUGAUUAUUUCAGUUCACUUAAUUAAAUAGAACACAAUAUAUAAGUAAUUAAAUAAUUUAGUACACAAUAUAUAACGGAUGCCCAACGUUUGGCUCGUACAGCUUGUUAAUUCGGCUCACAAUUGCACUUCAAAAUAGGAGAUUACAAUAGAAUCUCGUAAUAAUGUUACAAAAUCCUUUAAAUAUUGCUUAUAUAAUGUAGAUAUCGAAACACCUAGGUUGUGAGUUAAAGUGCUUCCGCGUCUUCGUUAGAGCGUUUCUCGAUAAAACAAAAUAGAGAGUGAAUAAAAAAGGAUAAACACAGAGUCUUAGGCUGCGUUUCAAUAUGCACUGCUAGUAUUAGAAAAUCUAUAGUUCACGUAUACUAUAGAUUUUCAGUAUUUACAGUGAAUUUUGGAACAGCCUUAGUCUGGCUUAUGAUAGAAAAGUUUGAAAUCUGGCCCUUCAGAGAAACUAGUUGGGCAUCCAAGUGUAUAUAAGAAGUUAUAAAUCAUGUAUAAAUUAUUCGAUAAAAUAUACUUCCCGAAUAUCUUUAUUUUUUAAUUUAUACACAUAGAAACAUAGUAUCAUAGUUUUUUUUUAUUUUAAUGAAAUAUCCCAUUUUCUUUCUCAUUUAAUCAAUUACAAUCGAAUAGUGUUACCAAAAUACGCUAUUUUCUAUUAUAUUUUUGUGCGUUGUGUUUCAACCGGAUUUGCGACUUACUCAUUGUCAAUAAUGCAUUUGCUAAAAAUAGUGAGAGAAAGAGAAAGAGGAAGCUGACGUGUAAGAUUACGCUCUUUAUUUCGAAAAACAGGCAAAUUACUCUGACAGCUAUGCCUCAUUACGUCUCACAUGCUUACAAUAGUAUUAGAUGCGCGUGGUAAAUUCUGUGCAAAUAAACCGUCAAUCGGGAUUUUAAUUCGCAUGUAUCAAAGCGCCGAUAAGACGUUGAUACAAAGCAUAGCGUGUUCGUUCGCAGAUUCAGUCGAUCUGACGGCGGCGACCAAUACACAUCGUGCAUUUUAUUUGAUUUCACGAUAACGAAUCGAGCGCAAUUAACAUAUCUCAUCGCGAUGAGAAUAUCUUGUAUAGAUAAAUAAGUUCCGUGAAAGACGAUGUUUUUAAAAACAAAAAAAAAUUUUUUUAUCGAAAUAAGUGUAAAUUAGUUUGAGUGUAGAUUAAUACGAAGUUAAAUUAGUAAAGAGACUAUUUCAACAAAAUUGAAAAUUAUUGUGUACGUUAAUUCCGCGUGUGUAUCUCUGACAUUGUGUCACAAGCGCGAGAGUGAAGUUGCAAUUAACAUUUUUUAUUUGUAUAUGAUAAUAAUAUUAUAUAACGAACGCAAAAAGUAAAUAUCGGAGUAGUGUGUGCGCGCUUCCUAUUGUUAGAGGAGAUCUAUUCGUGUGUUCCAUCUUGAGAAGAAAACGUGGCUGCGACUUCCUGUGUCUUGUAUCUUGAGUCUUAAGCGAGCAGGUCUAUGCUGCGAUUGUUCAAGGAAGAUGUCAACGACACCUUUAAGAAUAGGUACAUAUCCCCUCGCGGGGGUUUUCACCGAUGAUUUGUCAUUGCUUUUCAUAUCAACGUGCAUUAAUACGUUAUCAAUACGGAUGAUACUGCAUUACAAAAACAAUGUAAAGGCAUUUGCUACUGCGCAUAAAUGCGUAAUGCGUUGCUCUAUCAAUUUUGCGAUGCACCUUGAACGAUGAUGAUAUUUUCAUUUGUACUUUGCAUUGUAAUAUGAUACUCAUCUUUUUUUUGAGCUAGGAACUGUAAAUGUAUAUGUUUCUAUUUUUAUUUAAUUGUAAAAAAAUGUACGUUUUUUGUUCGAUUACAAAAUGUAAAUAAUAAAAAAGAUAUUAAUAUUUAAAAUUAUAAAAUAAAA